Messenger RNA from Gorilla gorilla gorilla (western lowland gorilla), 3978 nucleotides. It is a transcript of the gene NAIF1, whose product is annotated as nuclear apoptosis inducing factor 1. The transcript is spliced from 2 exons. The record is from RefSeq and is a predicted model, not a curated record. Gene Ontology annotation, cellular component: nucleus. Lineage: Eukaryota; Metazoa; Chordata; Mammalia; Primates; Hominidae. The coding region runs from base 795 to 1778 and encodes 327 amino acids.
CAGUUUCCAUUGAUGAACUAACCCUGUUUAGACUGCGGGAUCUUAAGGAUGGGAGGAGCGGUAGUGUACGGAGAGAUCGUAGCCUCCGGUGGGAAAUAGGAUUUGUGUGAGAGCAUUUGUGAACUGCAGUUGCGAGGCAGAGUUUGUGCCGGUGGGAGGAAUUAAAAAUUAAUUGACCCAUGGCUCACGGCCGAAAGCACUAAGUAUCCUCAGGAAGCAGGGUUUUGGUAAUCUAACUCCCUAAACCACCAAUAAAAUAGCUGAAUUUAACGGCUUAAUAGUCGUAAUACUGACAAUUGAACGACAGAAUGAUUUUCCAAUGGAAGUGAAUAAAGGUUAGGUGGGCGGGGCGCUCUGGGCGACGGACACAAUUUUAAACCAAUCAUCAGGCGAAUUACAGUAAGCAGGCGUGCUCCUUAGCUGAGCGACAGAUCGAAAGACCCAGUGAUCGACGUGAUAUUUGAGCAGCUACCAACCGGGAAGGCCGGUUCUCCCGGAGAAGCUCUGGGAGGCGGGAAGAGGGGAAGUGGGCGGAUCUCCGCACACCUCGGCGGAAGAGGCAGAUUCAGGAAGCCAUUACGCUGCUGGCUGGCAGCGGCCGGGCCGGUCGGGGCUGGGCCCUACGCACUUUGCGUAGCGAGGGGGGUUACCAAAGGCCUAGUGCUUGGCCUCGAGCAAGCCUGGCCUAUCCCCUGUAGGGGGUGGGUGAGGGGCGAGGCUGAGGAAGAAGAGAAGGGGAAUUGGGGCGCUUGAGGGGAUUAUAAUUUCUUUAAAAAGAGGGGAGGGGAGAGGCCAUGGCCGUCCCAGCCAAGAAAAGGAAGAUGAACUUCUCGGAGCGGGAGGUGGAGAUCAUCGUGGAGGAGCUGGAGCUGAAGAAGCACCUGCUGGUGAACCACUUCAACGCCGGGGUCCCCCUGGCCGCCAAGAGCGCGGCCUGGCACGGCAUCCUGAGAAGGGUCAACGCCGUGGCCACCUGCCGCAGAGAGCUGCCUGAGGUCAAGAAGAAGUGGUCUGACCUCAAGACCGAGGUCCGUCGCAAGGUUGCCCAGGUCCGGGCCGCCGUGGAGGGUGGUGAGGCGCCGGGGCCCACUGAGGAGGACGGAGCUGGGGGGCCUGGGACAGGCGGUGGCAGUGGCGGCGGUGGCCCAGCUGUAGCCCCAGUGCUGCUGACCCCCAUGCAACAACGUAUCUGCAACCUGCUGGGCGAGGCCACCAUCAUCAGCCUGCCCAGCACCACAGAGAUCCACCCUGUGGCCCUCGGACCCUCGGCCACCGCAGCCGCAGCCACGGUCACCCUGACGCAGAUCCCCACAGAGACCACCUAUCACACGCUGGAGGAGAGCGUGGUGGAGUACUGCACGGCUGAGGCGCCCCCACCUCUGCCACCGGAGGCCCCUGUGGACAUGAUGGCCCAGCAUGCAGACACGUCGGUCAAGCCGCAAGCGCUCAAGAGCCGCAUUGCUCUCAACUCCGCCAAGCUGAUACAGGAGCAGCGGGUCACCAACCUGCAUGUGAAGGAGAUCGCACAGCACCUGGAACAGCAGAACGACCUACUGCAGAUGAUCCGCCGCUCCCAGGAAGUGCAGGCCUGUGCCCAGGAGCGCCAGGCCCAGGCCAUGGAGGGCACACAGGCUGCCCUGAGCGUCCUCAUCCAGGUCCUCCGGCCUAUGAUCAAAGAUUUCCGCCGCUACCUGCAGAGCAACACAGCUAACCCGGCCCCCGCCUCUGACCCUGGGCAGGUGGCCCAGAAUGGGCAGCCAGACAGCAUCAUCCAGUGAGGGCAGGGGUCAGGCCAGCCUUCUGCCAUGAUGGGAUGAAAACUCCAUGGACUUGUAAGUGGGUCCUGUAAUUGGCCUUGGCCUUAGGCCGGCCGCGUGCACAGCUCCCUCUUUAAUAAACGCUUAGGGGCUGCACUGUUUUUGAGAAGAGGAAUUUGUUGGGCUCCUGGGACCCAAACUCGUACUCCCCCUACUUGAGCUGCCUUGCUAAGAUCCAGAAGAUUGGUUAGCAGGGGGUCACGUGUGCAUGUGAUGGGACAUGUGUUGUCAUGACCCCGGGCUUGUGACAUGACCCAGCCUUGGUCUUGGACAACUGUAAGGAACAACACAACGGGCUGUCACUGGGGGCCGUCGCCCAGCCUGGGUCUCUCCUGAGCUGCCCAACCCCAGGUGCCAUCCUUUCGAGUAGGGUAAUGUCACUGAUGCUGGCAGUUGAGCAAUAAUAUCUUCCUCCCUUGGGAGGUAGUGUGACUGAGCCUGAGGAGGAAACCCCACCGUUUUCUCCUCACUGUGCCUCAGUUCUCAGGGGACUCCAAUGACUGUUGUGCUCUCCCCCGACCCCACCCCAGGCACAGCGCAGGCCCUUGUUAGGUAGUGCGCUGGGACGCCUCUGUAAUACAUGCGGUGUGCAGCCAGUCUGGCUCAGGAAUGCUGUGUAUGGUGGGGACGGUUUGGCCACUCUCUGGUUUUCAACAGCAUCUCUGGGCAGCCCUUUGGUGGUUUGUCCCUAGAGCUUUUGACUCAGGUCAAGCUUUGGAUGCUGUAAAUUUUUGAGAAAGCCAACUAGUGUGGAAGCUUGCUGCCCCACUGCAGUGGGUCUGAGUGACCUGUUGGCUUUGUGCGGAGACUUGCAUCCAGCCAGUUGUAUUUAUUCUGUGUGUGAACCCCUCCUAGGAAGGCCUCCAGGAGGGCUGCCCUGUGGCCACACCCUUCCUCCUUUCCUCUCUGCUGACUCCACAUUUCCAAAAUUCAGUGCAAAAAAAGCCCUGCUGAGCAUCAUAUGCUGGACUCUUCGCCUGCCACACCGCUCAGUGCCUUCUGUUCUCUUGAGACUCCCUCUGAGUGGCUGAGUGAAUCCAAAGCCAUAAUUGACCCUGAAUGUAGGAGGAGGAAAAGGCAAAGCUGACCUAAGAAGUGGGACCCUGGCCGGGCGAGGUGGCUCAAGUCUGUAAUCCCAGCGCUUUGGGAGGCCGAGGCGGGUGGAUCACGAGGUCAAGAGAUCAAGACCAUCCUGGCCAACAUGAUGAAACCCCGUCUCUACUAAAAAUACAAAAAUUAGCUGGGCGUGGUGGCGCACGCCUGUAGUCCCAGCUACCCGGGAGGCUGAGGCAGGAGAAUCGCUUGAACCCAGGAGGCGGAAGUUGCAGUGAGCCGAGAUUGCACCGCUGCACUCCAGCCUGGCGACAGAGCGAGACUCUGUCUCAAAAAAAAACAAAGAAAAAACCAAAAAAACAAAUGGGACCCUUUGGAUUCUAUGCUCAGGGAAGAGCAGGCAGAGCCUUGGAGUGCUGAAGGAGGUGCUGUUCCCUGUUCCAUCUUUACACUUUCUCUUCUGAGAUGUCUGUAAGGAUUUUACCCAGAUGCCAUUUGUCUGUUUCAUUUUCAGACUCACCAUCAAUUACCAAGGCCCUUGCAUCUCCCCAGAUCGUUUCCCAAGUUUGGCGAUUUGCUGCCGGUGCCUCAGCCACAUAUGACCAAUGGUUACAACUCAGGGCUCCAGACCUCAGCUAAAAAGAGAAGACGCCGCCCUCCUGGGCACGAACGUUUAGAAUGCUCAGCUCCUCUAUUGUGACCACAGGAAGGUGGCCCUGAAGAUGCACCGAAGACAGUUGGGAGGUGACUGCUGUACUGUCAGCCUCUCUGUGGAGGCAUUCGUGCAGUGCCAGCUAAAAGGGAGGUGAAGGGGGAUAUCGGACCCAGCGAGGGAGUUGCUGGUAGAAGGAAAGCUCUUCUCAGUGUGGCUGGAUUAAGAGCAGCCCAGCAGCUUGGGCACCUGCACUCUGUGCGGUCUGAUGGCCCCAGCAAGGUCGCUGCAGGGACUUCCUGAGGACUUGGUUUGGUUUCUUUCUGGGGUUGGAAAUCUGAGCCAAUGUUGUGUCUGUUCCAUUUGGGUAUGAAGAGGAAGUCUGGAUCACUUAAACUGACUAGUUAUUUCCGGGUCAUAAUUUUAAAUUAAAGACAUAUCACUUUUUUAUACACA